Molecule: messenger RNA, 2245 nt
Organism: Acanthaster planci (crown-of-thorns starfish)
Lineage: Eukaryota; Metazoa; Echinodermata; Asteroidea; Valvatida; Acanthasteridae
Source: RefSeq, a predicted model, not a curated record
GCCAUUUUGGGAGACACCAGCCUCCCAAUCGGAGCACUGCUCCGGCAAAAAAACCUCAGUGCUUCAUAUUUAUUAUAUUUCUUUCGAACUGUUGACCGUUCGUGGUAAAGACACUCGAUGUACCCCAGUUAUGUAACAUGAAAUUUGGCAUGGCGCCAAGUAAGUCGGCCGCACAGGUGGACCGUCAACAGGUGGGACAUGCCUGUGUCGCUGUUCGACUUUAGCGUAUAAAAAGCACUGACGAAUUCAACCCUCGGGGGCAUUUGCAGAAUAGGCAUCAUGUCGGACAGACCUGGCACGGCGACACUGGGCACUCGUCAAGUGCGUCAAGUGUACUUGAUAACUUAUAGUCGAGCGCAGGAGGAACUCGUGCCAAAUCGUGAGACUUUUGCGGAGCUCGUCCUUGCCGCUUUCCAGACUCUAAACCACCCUUCACCGGUGUGUUGGUGUUGCUCCAAAGAGCGUCACUUGGACGGGGGAUUUCACUAUCACAUGGCGAUUAAGCUUCAAGUUGCCAGGCGCUGGUUACAAGUACGCAACAUACUGGAGUACAGACACGGUAUAAAAGUGAACUUUUCCGGUAACCACGACAACUACUUCACGGCGUGGCACUACGUCAUGAAAGAAGACCAACAUGCAAUCCAGUCGCUGGACCAUCCCGAUCUAUCGACCGCGCCCCCUCCGCGUACAGCCGUUGCUUCAGCUGUCCGCCACACAGCGGUCCAGCCCGACAGCAGCGCCGAACGACCCGCAAAGAGAAGCAAGCGCUCCCGCCUCUCGGCCUACGAAGUGGGCGAACUCGCCGUGUCUAAGGGUCUCAAGACGCGUAUGGAGUUCUUGGCCUUCGCCCACCAACAAAAAGUGUUGGGCAAAACCGACUUAGCGGAAUUCAUCAUCAACCGAGGUGAAAAAGUCGUCAACCAAGUGCUCAAGGAUGCCUGGGAACUGGCACAUUCGGAAGAGCUACUGCAGAGAUCUAGACUGAACCGUCUUCAAAUUCUACAAAGGGCACACGCCAAUGACAAAUGUGUUUGUAACGGGGAGUGGCUAGCAUGUGCUGAAGAUACUCUUCUUAACAACGGUGUUUCUAAAAGAAACUUUGGUGAUGCGGUUAAAACACUUCUAGAGCAGGGUAGGGGGAAAUAUCGCAACAUCAUGAUUACUGGUCCUGCAAACUGUGGGAAAACCUUCUUACUCGAUCCACUUAAUAAAAUCUAUGAGACAUUUACCAACCCGGCAACUACCACUUUUGCAUGGGUCGGUGCAGAUAAGGCUGAAGUCAUAUUUCUGAACGACUUUCGUUGGACUUCCAAAAUCAUACCAUGGCACGAUUUGCUUCUGUUACUGGAAGGUCAGCUUGUUCACCUCCCAGCUCCCAAGUCACACUUUGCACAAGAUUUAAUUCUCGAAAAAGAUACCCCCAUUUUUUGCACCGGGAAGCAUCCAUUAGUGUUUGUUCAGGGUGGAAGUGUGGAUGAGAGGGAAACUGAGAUGAUGUCAGUGCGUUGGAAUGUUUUCGCAUUCUACCAUCAAAUUCUUGAAGAUGAACAAAAAGGUGUUCCACCAUGUGCACGCUGCUUCGCAUCACUUAUUCUAACUGAAAAUGAAGUCACGCAGCAUUAAUAACUGUAUGGACUAUAGUUAUUCCAUCCAAUUCUGCAACUGUACAAGCAUUUAUUGUUGAUAACCAAGACUUAUGUACACUGAUUUCACUACUUAAAGAUAAAGAUGCAUGCAGAGAUCCCAAUUAUAUCUGUAAAGGAUUUAAUGUGAAAAUGUAGCUUCCUUUGGCCAUUUGCAUUAAACUUUAGCAAUAGGUAAAUUUAUUGGUAAUUUCAUAGCACUUGCUAUACAAACUGUUAACGUUUGGAAAUAAUGUUUGAAGUCAGUCUCAGUGAAAUUUAACCCAAUGUACUACAAAAUGGCCAAUUUGAGGGCAACCUUUUGUCGAGUAUUUCCCCCAGAACAGAGUGGCUAUGGAGGGGAAAAAGAAAACAACCCCCCCCCCCCGAACCACCACUACCACCUCAUUUUUGUGCAUAUUCACUUGCACGUACAUUACUGUUAAAUGUUGCACUCGCCAAUAAUGAUGCCUAUUCCGCAAAUCCCCCCCCCCAUUGGUCUAAAUGAAGUAGAUAUAAAAAACCAAUUAUAAAUGGGAAAAAGAAAAACACAAAAAACCCCAAAAACAAACCAAAAGGAAGUGAAUAAAAUGCAGACCAAUUGGAACUGAGUUACCCAAAAA